AUGGACAAACACAAUCUAACAGCGCUGAACGAAUUCAUUCUGAUGGGAAUCACAGACCGCCCAGAGCUGCAGGCGCCAUUGUUUGGGCUGUUCCUCAUCAUCUACAUGAUCUCAGUGGUGAGCAACUUGGGCAUCAUCAUCCUCACCAAGAUGGACUCCAGGCUACAAACACCCAUGUACUUUUUUCUCAGACAGCUGGCUAUCACUGAUCUUGGUGAUUCAACAGCCGUGGGACCAAAAAUGUUGGCAAAUUUCGUUGUAGAUGAAAAUACUAUCUCCUAUUAUUUUUGUGCUACACAGCUAGUUUUUGUUAUCAUGUUCAUAACUAGUGAAUUUUUUAUUCUGUCAGCAAUGUCCUACGACCGCUAUGUGGCCAUCUGUAACCCUUUGUGCUACACAGUCAUCACGUCACAAAGGGCGUGUUUGGUGCUUGUCGCAAUCCCCUGUCUCUACAGCACAUUUGUUUCUCUCCUGGUCACCAUAAAGAUUUUUAAUUUAUCCUUCUGUGGCCACAAUAUCAUCAGGCAUUUCUACUGUGACAGUCUCCCCUUGGUAUCUUUGCUCUGCUCAAACACACUUGAAAUCAAGUUGAUCAUUCUUGCCUUAGCAGCUUUUGAUUUGAUUUCAUCGCUCCUAAUAGUUGUUCUUUCAUACAUACUCAUAACUGCAUCCAUUCUCAGACUGAGCUCCGCUGAGGGCAGGCACAAGGCCUUCUCCACCUGUGGAUCCCACCUGACUGUGGUGGUAGUGUUCUAUGGGACUUUAAUCUUUAUGUAUCUGCAGCCCAAGUCCAGUCAUUCCUUUGACACUGAUAAAGUAGCUUCCAUAUUUUACACCCUGGUGACCUCCAUGUUGAAUCCCUUGAUCUACAGUUUGAGGAAUAAAAAUGUAAAAUAUGCCGUACAUAGGACUUUAGAACAAUUACGCAAUACAUUUUCUCAACAUUCACUAUAA
Molecule: messenger RNA, 954 nt
Organism: Loxodonta africana (African savanna elephant)
Lineage: Eukaryota; Metazoa; Chordata; Mammalia; Proboscidea; Elephantidae
Product: olfactory receptor 8K3-like
Exons: 1
Coding region: 1-954 (317 amino acids)
Biological process (GO): G protein-coupled receptor signaling pathway; sensory perception of smell
Cellular component (GO): membrane
Molecular function (GO): olfactory receptor activity; odorant binding; G protein-coupled receptor activity
Source: RefSeq, a predicted model, not a curated record